Molecule: messenger RNA, 3629 nt
Organism: Oncorhynchus gorbuscha (pink salmon)
Lineage: Eukaryota; Metazoa; Chordata; Actinopteri; Salmoniformes; Salmonidae
Product: 14-3-3 protein zeta-like
Exons: 6
Coding region: 339-1076 (245 amino acids)
Biological process (GO): signal transduction
Cellular component (GO): cytoplasm
Source: RefSeq, a predicted model, not a curated record
UAAUUCCGAUUCAAAGACGGGUUCUCAUAGGGCUAUUGUUUUGUUGGACACGCCCUUUGGCCAUGUUUGGUUGAAGGCGUAGAUUUUUUUCGCCUGCCCGAAGCUCAUAGUGUAUCUCCUUGGAGUGGCUGAUCGGAACAACCUAGCGAACUAAAGGUGUCCCUGUCUGGAUAACAUACAUGUACCCCCAUUCACCUGUCUAUCGAUUAUAAAUAUCUAUCGUUCUACACAAUCUAUCUACGCGAUCUAGCCCCACAUCUUUGUCCCAUUCCUUCCGCUCUCUUGGGACUCUAUUUGCAUCUGCGAGCGACAGUUUGAACAUCAAAUAACACAUAAAUAUGGAUAAAACAGAGCUGAUUCAGAAAGCCAAGCUGGCGGAGCAGGCUGAGCGUUACGACGACAUGGCUUCGUCCAUGAAGGAGGUAACUGAGAAGGGGGCAGAGCUGUCGUGUGAGGAGAGAAAUCUUCUUUCGGUUGCCUACAAGAACGUUGUCGGGGCCCGGAGGUCCGCAUGGCGGGUCAUCUCCGCAAUCGAGCAGAAGACCGAGGGCAGCGACAAGAAGCUUCAGAUGGUGAAGGAGUACCGGAAUAAGGUGGAGACCGAGUUGCGAGACAUCUGCAACGACGUAUUGGGGCUGCUGAGCAAAUAUUUGAUUGAAAAUGCUCCCAAUGCGGAGAGCAAAGUGUUCUAUUUGAAGAUGAAGGGAGACUACUACAGAUACCUGGCUGAGGUGGCCUCCGGAGAUGACAAGAAGGAGACGAUAUCCAACUCUCAAGACUCCUACCAGGAGGCGUUUGACAUCAGCAAGAAGGAGAUGCAGCCCACUCACCCCAUCCGCCUGGGCCUGGCCCUCAACUUCUCUGUCUUCUUCUACGAGAUCCUCAACUCCCCAGAGAAGGCCUGCUCACUGGCCAAACAGGCCUUUGAUGACGCCAUCGCUGAGCUCGACACGCUGAGCGAAGACUCGUACAAAGACAGCACCCUCAUCAUGCAGCUGCUGAGAGACAACCUCACACUAUGGACGUCUGAUAAUGCAGCAGAUGAGCCAGAGACUGGAGAGGAAGGAGAGAACUGAGAUGCUCCCUGUCCUUCCUCGCCAAGAAAAAAAAAAGAGAAAGACCCCAAAAAUAUUUUACACUUCAUUCCUUAUUGUUCCACUCGAAAUGAUUCUAGUAAUGAACGCCUGUCGUUACCAAGGAGCUGUCAGUAUGUGGGAAAUUUAAAUAAUUUUCUUUUUCACCAUGACUCAGAGUUUUGGUAUGAAUAAAAGCUAAAUUAAAGUAAAUAAUAUCGCCAUUCCUGAGUUUGUGUUUGUCCCGGCCUUCCUGAUGUGCAGUUUCUGCUGUAGAAAAGUAUUCGCUUCACUUUAACAUCAACAUUAACUGUCUGUCCAACAUGACAAUAUAGGAUGUAUGUGUAUGUACACUCCCGUACAUAUAUAUUUGGACAGUGAUGCUAAAACUUGUAAUUUUGCUCUGUGCCCUAGCAUUUUGGAUUUGAGAUCAAAUGUUUUAUGGGACAACGGUACAGACUUUCCUUUUUUUGUGGGGGGGGGUUCACCUUUUAGAAAUGAAUGUACUUUUUGGAAAGUAUUUGGACAAAAUCACUAAUAGUGUUCCAUUUAGUCAAAAGUUUAGUAUUUAGUCUCAUAGUCCUAGCAGUGUCUCCAUCAAGCUUCUGACUUUGCAAAUAAUUUUGGUUGUUUCUGAUCAUUUUGUGCCCAAUAGAAAUGAAUGGUAAAUAAUGUGUUGUCAUUUUGUGGUCACUUUCUAUUGUAAAUAAGAAUAUGUUUCUGAACACUUCUACAUUAAUGUUGAUGCUACCAUGAGUACGAAUAAUCAUGACUGAAUUGUUAAUAAUGAUGAAAGAUCAUACCCCCAAAACAUUCUAGCCUUUCACCAUUACCAAUAACAGUGGAGGUUAGGGUUUUCUUUUGGGUAUGAUAUUUAUGCAUCUAACUUUCCCACUCAUCAUUAGCCAUGAUUAUCCGUAAUCACACAUUCAUGUAGACGUGUGCAGACACAUUCUAGUCUUACUUCCAAUAAAAGUGACUAUACAAUUACGCAAUACAUUAUUUACCAUUUCUAUUGGGCACAACAUAAUCUGAAACAACCAAAACAAACUGCAAUUGCAUCUAACCAAUGGGUAGUCCCAAGCUUGGUGUUGUCCGUGCGUGCUGGGAAUAUGGGCCCAAAUACUACACUUUUUGACUACAUUUAAUACACUAAGUGAAUUUGUCUAAAUACUUAUGACACCUUACAAUAGGGGGACUAGAUACAUAAUGUGCUUUAAUUUCUAAACGGUGAAAAAAAAGCCUAAAAUAGACCGCCCGAGUGGCGCAGGGGUCUAAGGCACUGCAUCUCAGUGCUAGAGGCGUCACUACAGACACUGGUUUGAUUCCAGGCUGUAUCUCAACCGGCCGAUUGGGAGUCCCAUAGGGCGGAGGACAAUUGGCCCAGCGUCAUAAGGGGUAGGCUGUCACUGUAAAUAAAAAUUUGUCUUAACUGAUUCGCCUAGUUAAAGAAAUAUUGAAUAAAAAAUGCAAUAAAAGUUGACAUUCUGUACUGUCGCAUAGUAUGAAACAUUUAAUUUCCAAUCCAAAAUAGUUGAUUUCAAGUCCACAUUGCUGGAGUGAAGAGCCAAAUUAAAUGUUUUUCUUCACUGUCCAAAUAAAUAUAUGUGUGUGUGUCCAGAAAGAUCUAUUUUGUACAUUAUGAAAGACCAUUUGCAAACAGCGAGCAUGGAGCAGCCUGGGCAUAUGGUGGGGAGGGAAAGAAAUGUCAAGCUGACCCAAAUUUUACAGCUAUUCUGGCGUGCCUCCACGGUUUGGUCUUCCAAAAAAGGUUGCAAGGUAGUUGCAUCUGCCAGCACCUGCUGGACCAUGUAAGCCAACCUGUCAUGUUGGUUUUGUCCCAAAUGGCACCCUGUUCCCGUUAUUAUGCACUACUUUCGACCAGAGCCCUCGUCAAAAGUAGUGCACUAUGAAGGAAAUUGGGUGCUGUUUGGGAUGCAGGUUGUAUGGUAACUUGAAUACUCCUGCCACCUGUAUUGUAUGAAGCUGCUGAGGUUGUCCAGCCAGUGGUUGCCUCCCUAUUACCUAUAUUAGUGCACUACUUUUGACAUGGCCCUUAGGGCUCUGGACAAAUGUAUUGCACUAUAUACGUGUUAUUUGGGAUGCAGACUCAGCAGAGCAUGUGCUAAACAUGGGCUCUUGUUACAAGGUCUCUCCCUUUUCGGAGGUCACAACAACUCCUUCCUAGUUAUUAUAUUAUUCAAUGUUGAGGUGACCAUGUGUUACUUUUUAGCAUGUCUGACAGUAAAAAGGUGGCACUUUAUGAAGACAAAACAAGUGAAAUGACAAUGCAUGCCCAUUUUUCAAUGUACACUGGAAUGGGAAUCAAUAUUGCAUACACAGAGUCCCAUUUGUUUUUGCUUAGUACUUUUCAUUGCAGGUUUGUGCACAUGUUAGAGGGUGUGUGGUUUGUCCAGUGAUUGUCUUUAGAGAUUCGGACCACUUUUGUGGUUUUUGCUAACCAUUGAUUGUCGUCCCCAAACUCUUGUGAAAAAUGUGUAAUUGCCUACGGAACAUCUAUGUAACGUUAAUAAACAUGACAUUUUAUAAAUCAUA